This is a messenger RNA of Salarias fasciatus (jewelled blenny), 2429 nucleotides long. RefSeq names its product protocadherin gamma-A11-like. Gene Ontology annotation, cellular component: plasma membrane. Bases 20 to 2419 code for a protein of 799 amino acids. The record is from RefSeq and is a predicted model, not a curated record. The transcript is spliced from 2 exons. Gene Ontology annotation, molecular function: calcium ion binding. Gene Ontology annotation, biological process: homophilic cell-cell adhesion. Lineage: Eukaryota; Metazoa; Chordata; Actinopteri; Blenniiformes; Blenniidae.
UCACACGACGGUCAGAACAAUGAAACGGCAAGUACUGCUUCUCAUCUCGUUAUUUGGAAUCAUCUCAGUUACUGGGCAGGUCAGCUAUUCUAUUCCGGAGGAGUUGCCGAAAGGAUCUUUUGUCGGUGAUCUUGCCCAAGAUUUGGGUUUGGAUGUGAAAAGAUUGAAGUCAGGAAAAGCUCGCAUAUAUGUGGCUGACAGCGCAGACUACAUCGAGUUGAAUCGGGAAAAAGGAGUCCUCCUCGUGAAAGAUAAAAUAGACCGAGAGCUGCUAUGUGCACAGACGGCCCCUUGUGCUUUGCAUUUGCAGGUUAUUUUGGAGAAUCCGAUGGAGUUUUACAGCAUUAACGUCGAAAUCAAAGACGUCAAUGACAACGCUCCGAUGUUCAAACGUGGUGAAAUGCAAUUCAGAAUAAGCGAGUCAGCUGUUACAGGAACGGCAUUUCUACUCGAGCAGGCGAUCGAUCUGGAUGUUGGUAAAAAUGGCCUCCAGAGUUAUAUGUUAAAACCAACUGAUAACUUCGCUUUAAAGUUGCACAAUCAAGCAGACGGAAGCAAGAUGGUUGAAAUGGUUUUGCAGAAACCUCUUGAUCGAGAACAACAAAGCAAUUUGUUGCUCGAGCUGACUGCAGUAGAUGGUGGGGAGCCGCAGCUCUCUGGCGCGGUUCAGAUACACAUAACUGUGCUUGACAGUAACGAUAAUGCUCCAGUUUUUACACAGAGAACGUAUAAGUCCACCUUGAGGGAAAAUUCACUCUCAGGGAUGGUAGUAGUCACAGUUAGUGCCACUGAUUUAGACGAGGGAUCAAAUGGAAAAAUAUCCUAUUCAGUUUUAAACUCUGUUGAUGAUGCCUCUGAUAUAUUUGACAUACAUGGAGAAACUGGAGAAGUGAAAUUAGUCGGAAAUGCUGACUUUGAAAAGAAGCGUCAGUAUCAAAUUUACGUUCGAGCCAGUGACGAAGGAGGACUGACCGACACUACUAAAAUUAUUGUUGAAAUACUUGAUACAAAUGACAACGAGCCUGCUAUUAAUGUAAUGUCAAAAUCCAAUGUGGUGGCAGAGAAUAUCAAGCCUGGCACUGUAGUCACCAUUGUGAAUAUUCAAGACCUUGACGCGGGUGAAAAUGGAAAAGUUAAUUGUGACAUAAACAAAAAUGUGCCGUUUUCAGUCUCAUCAACAUCGAAUAAUUUUUUUAGUAUCACGACAGACAGUGAUUUAGACCGAGAGAGAUCAUCUGAGUAUAAUAUCACAGUGACCUGCUCUGACGAGGGAGUGCCCUCCCUCUCCAGCAGCGUCACUCUCACCUUACAGAUCUCUGAUGUGAAUGAUAACGCACCUGUCUUUGAGAGGAGCUCAUAUGAGGCCUACAUAGUAGAAAACAACACCCCAGGCCUCUCUAUAUUCACAGUAAAAGCCACAGAUGCUGACUGGAACCAGAAUGCCCGUGUUUCUUACAUUCUGGAGGACUCCUCCAUUAAUGGCGUGCCAGUCUCCUCAUAUGUGUCCGUCAGUGCAGAUAGUGGAGCCAUUCAUGCAGUGCGCUCAUUUGACUUCGAGCAGAUCAAAGAUUUCCAGUUUCUUGUCAAAGCUCAGGAUGGAGGCUCUCCUCCACUCAGCAGCAACGUGACAGUGAAAAUCCUGAUCCAGGAUCAGAACGACAACCCCCCUCAGGUCCUGUACCCAGUGCAGACUGGUGGCUCUGUGGUUGCUGAGAUGGUGCCUCGUUCAGCAGAUGUGGGAUAUCUGGUGACCAAAGUGGUGGCUGUUGAUGUGGACUCUGGACAGAAUGCCUGGCUCUCAUAUAAACUCCAGAAAGCCACAGACAGAGCGCUGUUUGAAGUUGGAUUGCAGAAUGGAGAAAUCAGAACUGUCCGCCAAGUCACUGAUAAAGAUGCAAUCAAACAAAGAUUGGCUGUCAUAGUGGAGGACAACGGACAGCCCUCUCGUUCAGCUACAGUCAUUGUGAACGUGGCGGUGGCGGACAGCUUCCCUGAAGUGCUGUCAGAGUUCACUGACCUGAUCCACGACAAAGAGUACAAUGACAACCUGACUUUUUACUUGGUGUUGGCUCUGGCUGUAGUUUCCUUCCUGUUCAUCACCUGUGUGGUGGUGAUUAUCUCAGUGAAAAUCUACAGAUGGAGACAGUCCCGCAUCCUGUAUCAGUCCAACCUGCCUGUGAUUCCAUAUUAUCCACCACGUUACUCAGACACUUUGGGGACAGGGACUCUCCAACAUGUGUACAACUACGAGGUGUGCAGGACGACUGACUCCAGAAAGAGUGACUGUAAGUUCGGCAGAGCUGGUAGUCAGAACGUGCUGAUCAUGGACCCCAGUUCAACAGGGACGAUGCAGCGGAUACAGAGUGAGAAGAGCAUCCUGGAUGAGCCUGACUCUCCUAUCGAGGUUGGACUGUUUUAACAUUCUUCUU